ACAUUUUCACUGCACUUACGCAUGCAGUCAGUGCUGAACUGAGCUCAUUUAUAUGUAUAUACAAUACAUUAUAAUUAAUAAAACUCAAUAAUAAUAUGGGAUAAGUUUUCGUGGAAUAUUUCUGUUCUCGACAAUCCAUAAUAGGCACUACUGACUUCGUUACCACUAAAACGUUUAAAAAUACAAAGAAUAAAAUGCAUAAACAGCUGGGAAACAACGAACAAAUACACUAUUAAGUAUUAACGUUUUACAACACUAUUAAUAUGUGUUGAACUGAAAUGAACGCUGCCUGAAUCAACCACCACAAUCAUAUAUGAAUAUUUUUAGUUGCAAACCUAUUAACCUGCUGGAAUCAACAUAAAUAUUUUUUCAUGUGUUAAUAUGUGUUAAUACACACACACAUAAAUGUAUUUAAUACAAAAUGUAGCAUCAAGCCUUUUGACCUUCAAUAAUAUGCUGAAUACAUUUAACUACAUUUUUCUCCUUCUAAGAUUGCAUACUGUCGUCUUCCUCAAUCAAUAUACGCUGGUGUACAUACGCCUGCUUGAGCAAGCAAGCAAUCAGUUCAGCUGAGAGUUUAUUCGUUAAACACGUGUACGGACUGCCAAAAAUUCUUAUUUUGUAGAAUUUUGAAAAAGUGUAGAAUUUUUCAAUAGAAUGAUGUAUACGGAACAAACAGAUUUUAUAAUAGAACUACUGAAUGUCUAUCGCAGUUUGCCGGCAUUGUGGGAUGUAAAUAGCAAGGACUACAAGACGUUAAGCGUUAAAAAUGCUCAAUAUGAUAGGCUUUUAUUAAAAUUCCAAGAAAAAUAUCCAAACGCCACUAAAAAGUGUUUAUCAAAGAAAAUUAAUAUUUUACGGACGAAUUAUAGGCGUGAAGUGAAACGUAUGAGAGAACUGGAAAAAAGCGGUAAAAAAGUAGACUUUACGAGAGCAAAUUUGUAUUACUUUAAUGCAAUGGAUUUCCUCAGAGACGUUAAGCCUUUAUGUAGUGAUAACUGUAUCAAUGCAGACCAACGCAUGUGUAAACAACAACCGCAAGAAACUGUAAAUAUUACAGAAUAUAAUUUAGCGCCCAAAAAAAUUAAAUUGUUGACUCCCACAAAAUCGUACUUAAAUAAAUCCUUAAAUAAUGACUUAAGUAAUUCACUCAUUGAAAAUUUCAAUGAAUCGUCGAUUGAUGAUGCGGAAUUUAUAACAGAUGACACACCUUCAGGUUAUGCAGGUAGUAUCAAUGAACAAACGCCACAACUAGAGGAUUCUAAAGUUAAUAUUAAUUUCAAUAAUAAAAAUAUUGAAUUGAUUACUGAUAUAAAAUCUGAUUUAAGUAAGUUGUCAAAUGAUAAUUUAAAUAACUUGCCUAUUGAUGACUUAACCGAAUCAUCGUUCGAUGACAGGGAAUUUCUUCUGUGCACAGAUAGUAUAAAUGAGCAUGCAAAAACCUAUAAACAGCAAUCGUAUAAAACAACUAGCUAUAGUAGUACGACUGAAAAAAUUAAAAAACAAAGUGAACCGAUUUCUCCAACAGCAACGCAUUUUAAUAAAUCCUCAAGUGAUAUUAAUUCAAAAAUUGCAGAAGUCUGGGCUCACGAAUUAUCCGAUAUGGAAGAAAGACAAAAAUUAUUAGCAAAAAAAUUAAUAAACGAUAUCAUAUUCAAUGGGCAUAUGGGUCUAUUAAAUUAUAAUACUUUUUUAUCCAAUCUCAACAGUAUUUUAUCACCAACAAGUUCACUUUCUUCGAUUUAUGAGGAGACUCGGCGUAACUCGGGACAAAAAUCGGUACAAAAAAGAAAGUGCGCCAGCAAUUACCGCUAUCACAAAUAUAAAUAGAUCAAAUGUAUAUAAUGUUAGACCUUUUAAAAUUUACUUUAAAAUAAAUUAUUG
Teleopsis dalmanni is the source of this 1884-nucleotide messenger RNA. RefSeq lists its product as uncharacterized. The coding region runs from base 658 to 1830 and encodes 390 amino acids. NCBI's taxonomy places the organism in Eukaryota, Metazoa, Arthropoda, Insecta, Diptera, Diopsidae. The transcript has 5 exons. The record is from RefSeq and is a predicted model, not a curated record.